This is a messenger RNA of Cyclocybe aegerita, 1506 nucleotides long. NCBI's taxonomy places the organism in Eukaryota, Fungi, Basidiomycota, Agaricomycetes, Agaricales, Hemipholiotaceae. The record is from the annotation of a GenBank genome assembly.
AUGAAGGCGUUGUCGGUUUCACCUCUACGAGUUUUCCUGUUCGUCGCUGGCGCUAUUAUCGGUAUCCACCUAAUAGCCAGCUAUAGCCACGAAGGAUACGGCCGGAUUACCUCCAUCUCCCCCAACAAGUUCAGGUCCUCUCGUCCACUACCACCAGUCCCCGUCCAGCGGUUGCCUAACGAACAAAUCUACUCCGACAAGCGAGAAAACGCGACGUUUGUUAUCCUAUGCCGAAACAACCAACUCUGGGACGCCCUUCGCUCGGUAAAGGAGAUCGAAGACCGGUUCAACCACCGAUAUCACUAUCCGUAUGUCUUCUUGAACGAGGUGCCAUUCACGGAGGAGUUCAAAUAUGCUCUAAAGCAUAUCGCCUCCUCGGAAGUUGAAUUCGGCCUGAUACCCCAUGAUCAUUGGUUCCAACCAGCUUGGAUUGACGAGGACAGAGCGUCGAAGGCGAGACAGAAGAUGCAGGACGAUAAUAUCAUCUAUGGAGGGAGCGUGUCAUAUCGCAAUAUGUGCCGUUUCAAUUCCGGGUUCUUCUUCCGACAUCCUUUGAUGCAGAAAUACAAGUGGUAUUGGCGUAUCGAGCCUGAUGUUCACUUCCAUUGCGACAUUCUAUUCGACCCAUUCCGCUACAUGCAAGAGAACAACAAGACAUAUGCCUUCACGAUCUCCAUGUUUGAAUAUGGAGCUACUAUCCCGACCUUGUGGGGUCAUGUCAAAGACUUCAUCAAGAAAAACCCUCAAUACGUUGCACCGAAUAAUGCGAUGGGUUUCAUUUCCGAUAACAAUGGAGACUCUUAUAACCUGUGUCAUUUCUGGAGCAACUUUGAGAUCGCAAACAUGGAUUUCUGGAGAGGGGAGGCGUACAUGAAGUUCUUCGAGCACCUAGAGGCGCAAGGUGGUUUCUACUAUGAGCGGUGGGGAGAUGCCCCAGUCCAUUCCAUCGGAGCUGCACUAUUCGCGUCGCGCGACCAGAUCCAGUUCUUCGACGAAAUCGGAUACGAACACGCACCGUACACGCAUUGCCCGAGGCAAGGGAACAACUGGGAGAGAGGGCGCUGCUCAUGCAACCCCGGGCACAACGUUGACAAGGACCAGUACACGCUUCCCAAAGGGCGCAAAGACCGGGGAGAGACGAUAGAAGCGGCAGCAGCAAGGGAGACGUACGAAGAGACGGGGUAUCGGUGUAGCCUCUGGCCAAACCGCUUACCGACGCGAGCGCCCGCUCCGGGAGUGAAUAACGUGCAUACGGUGGAGGUCGUGGACAAUCUGGUGGAGCCGAUCGCGGUCACUAUCCGGCAGGCGGAUGGGAAGGUCAUCUUCUGGUACAUCGCGUUGGUGGCGGAAGGGGUAGAGAAGCAGGAGGGGACUCAGAUGGAGAGCGAGAAUUACAAGUCUGAAUUCUUGGCCGUCAAUAGGGCUAUGGACAUACUGACAUCCCAAACCGAUCGCGAAAUCGUCGCGAAGGCAUACGAGAUUGUCGUUCAAAAAGAGAGACUAUAG